GCUUCCUUCCGUUCCCUUCGGCACCAUGGACGAACAGAGGGAAACUCUGCAAAGGAUUGUCUCUACCCUAGCAAACAAGAAUGAUGAAAUUCACAACUUUAUUGACAUCCUGAACUACACAAUAAAGAAUGUUCAGGUGAACUCUUCUAGUGCAAUCAGUGAGUUGGAUGAAGAAUUUGAUCGUCUGUAUUCUGUAUUGUAUGAGAUGAGCGGGACUAUGGCCAACACUAUUCGGCAAGAGGCCGCUCAUAAAAUUCAGGCUCUACAGGAUCAGCUUAGCCAAUGUCGUAAUGCCCUAGAGAGUUCUGAAGAGCUGCUGGAACUUGCAACUCAGUCACUGGACAUAAAGGACCCUGUGGAGUUCUUAAAGGCUGGCAGAGAGAUCAAAGAUAGAGUCACUGUGGCUUCAGCGUUCCGCCUGUCUCUGAAACCAGAGGUCAGUGAUAGUAUGACUCACUUGAUGGUGGACUUCUCUAUGGAAAGGCACAUGCUCCAGGCUAUGAAAUUUUUGCCAGUCCCUAGAGCUCCAGAGAUAGAUACAGCAGCCUGUGUGGUUGCUGAUAAUUGCAUAACAGUAUCAUGGAGAAUGCCUGAAGAAGACAGCAGAAUUGAUCAUUUUGUACUGGAGUAUAGGAAAACCAACUUUGGAGGCCUUCCUCGAGUAAAAGAUGAACAGCACUGGGAAGUGAUUGACAGUAUUAAAGCUACCGAAUAUACAAUAUCAGGUCUGAAAUUUGAUAAGAAAUAUGUGAAUGCUAGAGUAAAAGCUUGCAACAAAGCCGUGGCAGGGGAAUACUCUGAUCCUGUGACUCUGGAAACCAAAGCAUUUGUGUUCAGUUUGGACAGUACCUCAUCUCAUCUAAACUUGAAAGUUGAAGACACCUAUGUUGAAUGGGACCCUACUGGAGGUAAAGGCCAAUUAAAAAUAAAAGGGAAGGAAAAUAAAAGCAGUGGCCAGAAUCUUCUGCUGAAGAGCAGUAGAAGAAGUGGUGCACUUUCUCCAAAGAGGACAUUUGUUGGACCCUCAGCGAGGGGCGGCAGAGACCGUUUUACUGGUGAAUCAUACACAGUGUUAGGAGACACCACUAUUGAAAGUGGACAGCACUACUGGGAGGUGAAAGCCCAAAAGGACUGCAAAUCAUACAGUGUGGGAGUAACCUAUAGAAACCUGGGGAAAUUUGAUCAGCUGGGAAAGACUAGUUCAAGCUGGUGCAUCCAUAUCAACAACUGGCUGCAAACUAUACUUUCAGCAAAACACAAUAACAAAACAAAGACUCUAGAUAUAUCUGUUCCAGACAGGGUAGGAGUAUACUGCGACUUUGAUGGAGGUCAGCUUUCAUUUUAUAAUGCAAACUCAAAGGAGCUGUUAUACACCUUCAGAACAAAGUUUACCCAGCCAUUAUUACCAGGCUUCAUGGUCAGUAUUCAUAAAAUUUUCUUCAGUUUCUGCAGUAAAUUAAGUUUACUGAAGACUUAAUUGUUUAUUUCUUUAUUUGUUUCUUGGGUUGUUUUGUUUAGGAGAAAACUGGGAGCACUGGUUUUGGCUAACUAGUAGGGGUUUUAAAUGUUUAACUGUUUUCUCUUUGAUUUCAUAUGGUGCUUAUAAUAGCACUCCAGUAGGAGAAAUCUGCACCUGGAUGUCUCAGCUAUAUACAUUAAAGUCAUUAAAUUUUUGUAGGGUAAAUUAACAGCACAUUCUAGUAGCUGAUGAGCCUGCUGUAAUAACCAAUCCAGACCAAUGCAGGUGGGAAUUCAAGAUGCUGUGAGCUGUCAGAAUAGGUGUCACGAGACAAAACACCACCAGAUGCUUCCCUGUUGAGAUACAAGACUCUUAGCUUUCAAGUCUUCAAAGGCUCAGUUGUUUCACUGCUCUGCAUAACUCUUUUGUGGCUCUAAGCUUAAUAGUGAAAACUUGCUGCAAUUCUGUGCAGGGAAAAAAAAAUGCAUAGCAGAAGCAUUAAUUCCUGUACUUAGGCUUGCCUUUAAUGAUUUCAGUAACUAAAUCUGGAGGCCUCAGUUGCGUUAUAAACUACCAUCAAGGGCAUCGUACUUUGGGUGCAGAGUAUAGGUCUAGAAAACUUAGGAAUCUGGAGGAAGCUAGCAUACUAGUUCAUACUAACAACUCAGCUGCCUAGGUACUGAUCUCUAGCUUCUUAUAAUUCAGGCAUAGAAAACACAGCAUGGUAAUUCUGAACUGUGAUUAGGCCAAUUAAUAAAGUUGUUUUUCUCUUGGGCGUGGAGGAGGAAUGGAAAAGUAGUAAUUUGCCCUAGCAGCCUUUAUAUAUAGCACUUCCAAACACCUGAUUUUUCCUUCUAUUGGACAGAAUAUUUCUCAGAAUUUCUACUGUUAGCUAGAUGUACUGACAAUAGGAUUUUAGACUUUUAAUAGCUAGCUAUUUGGAGAUGACUAAGCAAGUUACUUUACUGGUCCCUUCCAACAUAUGGGGAACUUAAUAGCUUCAGAACUGUUGGGAUACAAGUAUUAGUCAUCCUUUAGCAUUGUGAAGACUGACUCUUUGAGUCAGUUCCUAAAGCAUCCAAGGAAACACUUGCUUACCACACAUCAGCCUAUUAGUCUGCAUCUCAUAUAGCCCCUCAUACUUAGUUAUAGCAGUCUUGCAGACAUUACUUGGGUUAGCCUGAACAGUUAAAAUAGAAACAAAGAAGCUAAUUACAGUUCUCAAAUUCAUUCAUAAACAUGGAGAUACAUUCUUUCAUGUAACUUAGGUGUAGAAUAAAGGUCACUGGCACCUGUGCUGCUGAAGCUUCUCAUAAUUCAAUGUAAACAUAGUACACAAAUUGGCAUAAUCCUGCUGUGUCAUACUAAAACUAAGCACUGCUUUCAAACACUGGAGCAUAAGAGUAUUGUGUUUCAUUGUCAUUCUAACUACUUGCUGGUAGCAUGCUGGUCUUCAAAGAAGUUUUCUUAUUGGGAAAACUUUUUGUGUUAUAACUUAGACUUUGUUGCUCUAAGUUCAUAAUGCAGUAUAGCAUGUGAAGCAUCUUUAUCAUCUUAAAUUUAUCAUCUUAAAAGUUAGCUUCUCUUAUGUCAGAAUGUUUUACAGAGCGCUGUGACUAGUGAACAAGAGAAGACAGAUGCAGCUGCAGGAUAAGUUUUGUGGUAGUUCCAUUGUGCGAUGUGAGACGAGAGAUAUAGAUGUUUCAUAAUAUUCAGAAUAUUGAUCUUUUUAUCUUUUUUUCUUCUCCUUAGACCUGGUGUGGUGGGCUUACAGUGAGUACUGGAUUGCAGGUGCCAAGUGCUAUUAGCAUGGUCCAGAAAAGUGAAAAUAGAUUGAGUGGUUCAACAAACAGUCUAAACAAUAUUGCCUACUAAUGUCUGAUAAACACUUCUCUUGCUGAAUGUUUUUGUUUUUUUUUUCCUGUGUAGCUGGUACUCACAGAAGCUUGUGAGCACUGGAUUACACUGGGUUUGCUACCUACUGUUGUUUAAGGCCUGGGUACUGAUAGUGCAAAGGUUUGGGGCUAUAGUGUUAAUAAAACCUACUGUGAAUUAAGAGAAAUGUCAGAAAACUGAAAUGUUGCCCUUUUGAAAACAAUAAGUGAGAAAUCAAAAGCUGUAA
Messenger RNA from Pezoporus occidentalis (night parrot), 3581 nucleotides. It is a transcript of the gene FSD1L, whose product is annotated as fibronectin type III and SPRY domain containing 1 like. The record is from RefSeq and is a predicted model, not a curated record. The transcript is spliced from 14 exons. Gene Ontology annotation, molecular function: protein binding. NCBI's taxonomy places the organism in Eukaryota, Metazoa, Chordata, Aves, Psittaciformes, Psittacidae. Bases 26 to 1477 code for a protein of 483 amino acids.